GCUCAUCUUUAUGGCAGGCAUCGUCUGUACUAACCAACGUCAGCCGGGGAUUGGGAGAAAGGCCGCUCAGCGCGGUCUGCGAUUGGAUGCUGACCGCUGUCCGUCAAUAAGGGGCGGGGUGAUGCGUCCGGGUCUGUUCAGCAGCUUCUCUAAGCUUCAUUUAGCGCUGCGGAGACUGUCACUGAGUAACUCUUUAUAUCCCAUUCUGUGAGUGAUCGCGGCUGGCACAAUGUAUGGGUUUGUCAACCAUGCCUUAGAAUUGUUGGUAAUAAGAAACUAUGGUGAAGAAGUGUGGGAAGACAUCAAAAGAGAAGCUCAGCUUGAUGAAGAAGGUCAAUUUUUGGUGAGGAUAAUAUAUGAUGACUCCAAAACCUAUGACCUUGUAUCAGCAGCAAGCAAAGUGCUCAAUCUCAAUGCUGGGGAUAUUCUCCAAAUGUUUGGAAAUAUGUUUUUCGUUUUUUGCCAAGAAUCUGGCUAUGACACAAUCCUGCGUGUCCUUGGAUCCAAUGUCAGAGAAUUUUUGCAGAACUUAGAUGCACUACAUGAUCAUCUAGGUACCAUUUAUCCAGGUAUGCGUGCUCCAUCAUUUAGGUGCACCGAUGCAGAGAAAGGAAAAGGUCUUAUUUUGCAUUACUAUUCGGAAAGAGAAGGACUGCAGGAUAUUGUUAUUGGCAUUAUUAAAACGGUGGCACAGCAGAUCCAUGGCACUGAAAUAGAUAUGAAGGUUAUUCAGCAAAGAAAUGAGGAUUUUGACCACACUCAGUUCUUGAUUGAAGAGAAGGACUCUAAGGAGGAGGACUUAUAUGAGGAUCUGGACAGGUUUGAAGAAAAUGGGACCCAGGAAUCACGCAUUAGCCCCUACACAUUCUGCAAGGCUUUCCCAUUCCAUAUAAUGUUUGACAGAGACCUUGUUGUUACACAGUGUGGAAAUGCCAUCUACAGGGUCUUGCCACAGCUCCAGCCCGGAAACUGUAACCUGCUGUCUGUGUUCACUUUGGUACGACCACAUAUUGACAUUAGCUUUCAUGGUAUCCUGUCUCACAUCAACACUGUAUUUGUCCUGCGGAGUAAGGAAGGUUUACUUGAUGUGGAAAAGUCAGAGACAGAGGAUGAACUGACUGUCAAUGAAAUUAGUUGUCUUCGGCUGAAAGGGCAGAUGAUCUACUUGCCUGAAGCUGACAACAUUCUCUUCCUCUGCUCUCCAAGUGUAAUGAACUUGGAUGACUUGACCAGAAGAGGUCUGUACCUCAGUGACAUCCCUCUCCAUGAUGCCACCCGUGACCUGGUACUGCUCGGGGAGCAGUUCAGAGAGGAGUAUAAACUGACUCAAGAACUUGAAAUUCUGACUGAUCGUCUGCAGCACACUUUAAGAGCUUUAGAAGAUGAGAAGAAAAAGACUGAUACAUUGCUGUACUCCGUUCUUCCACCAUCUGUCGCUAACGAACUCAGGCAUAAGAGGCCAGUACCAGCCAAAAGAUACGACAAUGUCACAAUCCUGUUCAGUGGCAUUGUGGGAUUCAAUGCUUUCUGCAGCAAACAUGCUUCUGGUGAAGGAGCCAUGAAAAUUGUGAAUCUCCUGAAUGACAUUUACACCAAAUUUGACAUCUUGACAGACUCUCGAAAUAAUCCCUUUGUCUAUAAGGUGGAAACAGUUGGAGACAAGUACAUGACUGUCAGUGGUCUUCCAGAGCCUUGUGUUCAUCAUGCCCGCUCUAUCUGCCAUCUUGCCUUAGACAUGAUGGAGAUUGCUGGACAAGUUCAGGUAGAUGGAGAAUCAGUAAAGAUUUUGCUGUAUUUUGUAACAGUGUAUGUUGGGAGCCUUGAUGUGGAAAAUGCAAUGGAAUUCAAAGCUUGUCCAUGUCAAGCUGUGGAGAAAGGAAUGUGUCUUAUGAGUCCAGAAAAUGCUGAUCCUCAGUUCCACUUACACCACAGAGGUCCAAUUAGCAUGAAGGGUAAAACAGACCCAAUGCAAGUCUGGUUUUUAUCCAGAAAGAUCACAGAUUCAAAGGAAUGAAUAGUCAGACUUUGACGAAGCAAGAAUCCAGGAAAACGACCAAGUAUUGUACACAGAGGAGGACUGUUCUGUCUGACCACAUUUCUUUCUUUCAUCUAUACCAACCACCCCUGGAAAUGGAUUUUAAUUUUUUUGUUAUAUAUACCAAUUUGUAGUUGUAGUUUUAUUGUGAAUAAUUUGAUGUAUCGUGUUCUUUGCCCUGGAGGCAACACAUUAUUUGUAUGCUAUAAAGUAAUUAUAAAGCUUGUAAAAAUAUGUAUAGUGUUUCACUAAGCAAUGGUUAAGUCUAGUUAACAAAUACUCAACAGUGGUAUAAUAAUAAAGUUAUUAAUAGAC
This is a messenger RNA of Nanorana parkeri, 2350 nucleotides long. RefSeq names its product guanylate cyclase 1 soluble subunit beta (gene GUCY1B1). Gene Ontology annotation, biological process: response to oxygen levels; cGMP biosynthetic process. Gene Ontology annotation, molecular function: guanylate cyclase activity; heme binding. The record is from RefSeq and is a predicted model, not a curated record. The transcript is spliced from 15 exons. Lineage: Eukaryota; Metazoa; Chordata; Amphibia; Anura; Dicroglossidae. Bases 230 to 2014 code for a protein of 594 amino acids. Gene Ontology annotation, cellular component: guanylate cyclase complex, soluble.